CAAAAUAAUGGUACCGCUUUCAGCACCUAAAAUCUGAAAUAAUCAUACCGCCAGGGAGGUUAUGGUAAGUGGCUAAGAAAUUACUGAAGCCAUUAGAUCGGUAUUAUAGCCAGACAACUAAUUUCUGAAAAUUAAUUUAGCAAUGGCAGCCCCCUUAAUACAGAAUGUGUACACUGCUUCAAUAUAUUCCAAAGUUAUGUGACCAUGCCUUGUAGCCGUUUCGGUUUAACAUCCUAAGAGCUUUGGGGACUGGAUAUACCAGUAAUAAAAUGGCAGCUUUGUUGACAUCAUUCUCAUCCCCAAUGUGUCUGACACUGGUGACUCGUUCAUAUAAAAUAUACAUUUUUACCCUGAGGGCAAAGGGGGCUGUAAGGGCUGCCAGUGGGACAUCAGUUCUUUAAGAAAAGAAGAUGAAUGUGUAAAUGACCUUUUCAGAGAAUUACACCUACUACGCUUCUGCCAUAAGCUGGCUGGCCUUUUAAAAAUGUGGCACUGGAGCUUUAAACAAAGCUGAUUAAGUCUUCCCUGCAUAGUUCUUGGUAGAAGAGGAUGUGAUGGGAUUAGCCAGGUUGCUGCUGCUGCUAACACGUUUUACAAAGGUCUGUAUGAAGAUGGAGUGACAGGCUGAUUCAUCUUGCUGUACAUCCAGUUCCAUUUUUGCUGAUUGGUUUGAUUGGAUGGUUCAUCCACAGAAGGCUGGAGAAACAUCCAGAAUGAGGGAGACCAUGGAAAUGAAUCCUGGCUGCCUUCAAGAGAAUGGACUGUCACAGAUCCUCACACUGGUCCUUGAUGAGUUGGGUCUGUUCUACCACAGAGAUGUCAAUGGAAUUGGAGUACUGUACAGUUUACUACAGGCUCCAUGGCUGCAGUCCUUACUAAAGGUUCAUGACUGCCUACAUCAAUACAUAAGAAAAAGGCCUAUGCCUGUUGUACCCAAAGCCCGAACCCUAUCCAGUGAGGUAGUAGAUGUAUUGCGCGAGGCUCCACCUUCUUCUGAUUCUCGUGAAUUAAGACGUCUCCUGCGAGGCCCGCACUUUAAGGCUCUCUUGUCUGCACAUGAUAUUGUGGCACAGAAAGAUUUUGAACCCAUUCUUCCACCACUGCCAGAUAACAUUUCUGAAAAUGAGGAGGCUAUGCGGAUUGUGUGCUUGGUGAAAAACAAGCAACCCUUGGGAGCUACAAUUAAACGUCAUGAAAUAACUGGAGACAUAAUUGUUGCCAGAGUGAUCCAUGGUGGCCUUGCUGAUAGAAGUGGUUUAUUGUAUGCUGGGGAUAAACUGGUGGAAGUAAAUGGUGUUCCUGUGGAAGGGUUGGAACCAGAACAAGUAAUUCAGAUUUUGGUGCAUUCUGAAGGAACAAUUGUAUUUAAACUCAUUCCUGUUGGUGAUCGUACUGUGAGCAGUCACACAACGCUAUUUGUCCGAGCCAUGGCAGAUUACUGGCCUCAGCAGGACCCAGCUAUUCCCUGUGCUGAUGCUGGUUUACCUUUCAAAAGAGGGGAAAUCUUGCAAAUAGUUGACCAGAGUGACUCCAUGUGGUGGCAAGCUAGAAAAUCUUCUGAUCUCAGUAGGUGUGCAGGCCUCAUCCCAUCUAACCACCUUCUCAAAAGGAAACAACGAGAAUUUUGGUGGUCUCAGCCCUUCAUGUCUCACGCUUGUCUUAAAGCAUCACAAUUGAGCCCUAUAGGGGAAGAAGAAGAUAUGAGGAUAGAUGAAAAGUUUGUUGAAGCUGAUGAGGAAACAUUUGAGUCAGAGGAGCUAAAAGGAGAAGAGGAAGAAUUUGGUUAUGGGUCAGGAUAUGUUAUUGCUGGUUUUCGGAGAAGUAUGAGGCUUUGCCGCAGAAAGUCCAACAACACUCAUAUCUCCUGUUCCUCCCGCUGCCCCAACAGUUGUUACCACACUGUGGCUGCACCCUAUGAGGAAGUUGUGAGAUAUCAGAGAAGGCCUUGUGAUCGCCACAGACUCAUCGUACUUCUAGGGCCUUCAGGAGUUGGAGUUAAUGAACUAAGAAAGCAGCUUAUUCGUUCAAAUCCCAGUUUAUUUCAAAGUCCAGUGCCACACACUACACGUCCUAAGAAGAGUUAUGAAGAGGACGGGCGUGAAUAUUUCUUUGUAUCUAAAGAAAUGUUUGAAAGUUUGGUAUAUAGUCACAGUUUUCUGGAGUAUGGAGACUACAAAGGACAUAUGUAUGGAACAAGUGCAGAUACGGUGAAAUAUGUUCUUGAUAAAGGAAAAAUAUGCAUCAUUGAUCUGGAACCACAGGGUAUCAAUGGAGCCAGAACGCAUGAACUUAAACCAUAUGUCAUAUUUAUUAAACCGCCAAGCAGAAACUGCAUGAGGCAAACUCGGAGAAAUGCCAGCAUGAUCACAGACUAUUUUGUCAAUAUGAAGUUCAAGGAAGAAGAUUUCCAGGAGAUUGAAGAGUCAGCAAAGAAAAUGGAGGCGCAGUUUGGACAAUAUUUUGACCAAGUGUUGAUUAAUGAUGAUCUGCAGUCAGCUUGUGUCCAACCUUCCAUAGUCCGGCGUGCUCAGGAUGAGCCACAGUGGAUUCCAGCAUCUUGGAUCUGCUGUGAUUCUUGAAACCCCAAAAUGGACACUAAUAUAGUUAUCAAUAGCAAUUGUAUGCUUAGUAUCAAUUUGUUGAAGCCAACUCCAGGAAUUACCAAACAACUACCUUUGCAGUGGAGCCUUACAUUUGUUCUUGCUCCAGAGCUCUCCUAAGCACCAGCUCUUGUACGAACCUUGCCUUCCUCAUGUACAAUGCAGGGCUAUUGGCCCAGGUUGUACUUGAUGACAUCAUCAUUUGACCACAGCUCAGAACCUUUUAUAGAAAAGGCUUCAGGGGACAAGUCACAGGGGUAGUGCAAGGGUAAUUUUUGUGUAAUUCUCUGAGUUGGGCUUUAAAUCGUUAGGUAGGGGAUUUAAAAAAAAAGAAUAAGUCGGUUUACAUAGAGAUAAACCUCUUUUCUUUCACACAAAAAAUAUUUUGGUAAUGUUUUGCAAUAGAGGCCACUCUAAAACAAUAUAUUGUAUUAUCUUGAAUAAAGUUGGUCUGAGGAUUUUACCUGCUAACAACUCCAUAGCUGCAGUGAGCCUGA
Rana temporaria (common frog) is the source of this 3097-nucleotide messenger RNA. RefSeq names its product membrane palmitoylated protein 4 (gene MPP4). Gene Ontology annotation, cellular component: plasma membrane; adherens junction. The record is from RefSeq and is a predicted model, not a curated record. Gene Ontology annotation, molecular function: protein binding. Lineage: Eukaryota; Metazoa; Chordata; Amphibia; Anura; Ranidae.